Messenger RNA from Eucalyptus grandis, 968 nucleotides. RefSeq lists its product as hypothetical. The record is from RefSeq and is a predicted model, not a curated record. The transcript has 3 exons. The coding region runs from base 105 to 785 and encodes 226 amino acids. Lineage: Eukaryota; Viridiplantae; Streptophyta; Magnoliopsida; Myrtales; Myrtaceae.
GAGGGAGAGAGGGAGGGAGAGAGAUAAAUAGAUAAGGCUCGCCACUCUUCUUCAUCGACAUCGUCGACGUCUAGACUAAGCACAACGGGGAGAGAGAGAGGGGAAUGGCGAUGUCGAGUGGUGGUGGUGGCCUUCUUGGCUCUGCGGCUACCCUCUUGGGUAGUCCUGUAGCUGGAAUGUCGAUGCGUGGUCAUACAAAUGUCACCAUGUGGACUUGUCCCCUUCCUCCUCCUCGCCAUUGCGGCCUCCGAAAGCACUCCUCUUCUCUAACUUCUCCUCCACCUUCUCCUCCUUUUGUGACGGCCGUGGCCGCCACCGACUCCUCCAAUCAGAUCAGCCCGACCCAGCAGCAGUCCCAAUCCAAGAGCAACAAGUACCACUUCGUGGUCGCGAAUGCGAAAUUCAUGCUGGACGAGGAGGAGCACUUCCAGGAGCUUCUCUUCGAGCGCCUCCGCAACUACAGCGAGCGCAACAAGGAGCAGGACUUCUGGCUUGUCAUCGAGCCCAAGUUCCUCGACAACUUCCCCAAUAUCACCAAGCGAUUGCGCCGGCCCGCUGUCGCUCUUGUCUCCACCAACGCUAACUGGAUCACGUUCAUGAAGUUGAGGCUGGAUAGAGUGUUGGCUGAUAGCUAUGAGGCAGAUAGCUUAGAAGAAGCAUUGGCUUCUAAUCCCACCCAAGUAGAGUUUGAGAAGCCGGCAAAUUGGGUGGCGCCUUAUCCAAAGUAUGAAUACGGAUGGUGGGAGCCCUUCUUACCCGCAGGAUCUAAAGAAUUGAAACUGUAGUACUACCUUCUCGGCGUUGCCCUUUUGGCUUCUUUUUAUUUUUCCUUUAAUUUAAAUAGCAGAGCUUAUCCUUGUCUACAAUAUUACUUACUAGCCAUCGAAGAGGUAUCAAGAUGUCCGCAUGAUAUUUGUUCUUUCCUUUUUCUGAUAUUUAGUAGAAUGAAAGAACAGGAGAUUUACGAA